Silurus meridionalis is the source of this 873-nucleotide messenger RNA. It is a transcript of the gene rwdd1, whose product is annotated as RWD domain containing 1. Bases 116 to 838 code for a protein of 240 amino acids. Gene Ontology annotation, biological process: cytoplasmic translation. Lineage: Eukaryota; Metazoa; Chordata; Actinopteri; Siluriformes; Siluridae. Gene Ontology annotation, molecular function: protein binding. The record is from RefSeq and is a predicted model, not a curated record. The transcript is spliced from 7 exons.
GAAAAGUCUCAACCUGGCAACCCGGUCAUCGACUGUAUCAGCAGCUUCUCACACGCUUUUCGGGUUUCUGUUCCAGACUUUAGUCAAUGGAUAAUUGUGUUCAAAAUAUUAUAAAAUGACCGAUUACGGAGAGGAACAGCGGAAUGAGCUGGAGGCGAUUCAGUCCAUUUAUCCCGAUUCAUUCACAGUUUUGUGUGAAGAGCCGAUAAGUUUCACCAUCACAGUUUCCUCAGAUGCUGGAGAGAGUGAUGAGAUGGUGCAGGUGACACUGAAGUUCACCUACGUGCAGAAUUACCCAGACGAGGCGCCGCUGUGGGAGAUUCAAUCCCAGGAAAACCUGGAAGACAGAGACACUGAAGACAUCCUCUCUCUGUUACACCAGCAGGCAGAGGAGAACCUAGGCAUGGUGAUGAUCUUCACAUUAGUGACAGCUGUGCAGGAAAAACUAAAUGAAAUCAUAGAUCAGAUGAAGAUCAGAAGAGAAGAAGAACAGAAGAGACAAGAAAGAGAAGCUGAAGAGGCUGAGAAGAAAGCAUUCCAGGGAACUGUAGUUACGAUUGAGAACUUCCUGGCAUGGAAAGCACAGUUUGAGCGAGAGAUGGCUGAGCUGAGGAGGAAAAAACAGAAAGAGGAUGAGCAGGCGGGAAAAACCAAACUCACGGGAAAGCAGUUGUUUGAAACGGACCGUAACCUGGACACAUCAGAUAUUCAGUUCUUGGAGGAUGCAGGAAACAGUGUGGAAGUAGACGAAUCUUUAUUCCAGGACAUGGAUGAUUUGGAGCUGGAUGAAGAAGAUCCUGAUUUUGACCCCUUGCAUUUGGGCAGUGAUGAUGAUUAACCAAAUAAUAAAAUGUUUUACAUUAAAAGCAAAAA